Molecule: messenger RNA, 1248 nt
Organism: Aspergillus mulundensis
Lineage: Eukaryota; Fungi; Ascomycota; Eurotiomycetes; Eurotiales; Aspergillaceae
Product: metalloendopeptidase WSS1
Exons: 2
Coding region: 1-1248 (415 amino acids)
Source: RefSeq, a predicted model, not a curated record
AUGCGUGAAUUAGAUCCUUUGGUGGGCGAGUACCAACACGACAAGCAUCGGCCGAGGGAAUCGGAGGCUCUUCUCAUCCUUCGGAAAAUCGCAUCCUUGGUAAAACCGAUUAUGCGCCGACGAUCUUGGAGAGUUGGGACACUUUGCGAGUUCUAUCCCCAUCAGAGGAACCUCCUCGGCCUCAACGUCAACGGCGGGGAGAAGAUCUGCCUACGCCUCCGGCAUGCGGGUGAUCAGACUCAGUUUAUGCCACUCGACCAAGUAGUAGACACUAUGCUACACGAGCUGUGCCAUAUUGUACAUGGGCCACAUAACCAACAGUUCCAUGCCCUUUGGAACCAACUUCGUGAUGAACAUACAGAACUUGCAAUCAAAGGUUACACCGGCGAAGGCUUUCUAUCACAUGGAAGGCGCUUGGGAGGUGCAAAAAUACCCAUCGACGAGGCGCGUAGGCAAGCUCGAGCCGCUGCAGAGCGGAGGCGAACGCUUCACGCCGGAUCGGGACAGAGAGUAGGAGGGACAGGUCCUGCGCGAGGUGCCGACAUGCGAAAGGUCAUAGCUGAUGCAGCGCAAAGACGCAUUGAGGUGACCCAGGGUUGCGCCUCUGGAGCAGACAACUCCGCUGAGCUGGCAGAGGAAGCCUCCAGGAAUGGCUUCCGAACAAAGGCAGAAGAAGAGGAUGCAAACGAGCAAGCGAUCAUGCAGGUCUACAUUGAUUUAAUUGAGGAAGAAGAAAGGGAAAAGUACGGUCCAUCAUAUAUCCCUCCCAGCCAGGGUAACCCAGCAGGACCUCGGACGACCCUCACGCCUCCACCGGUUCCUGAACAUACCAGGCCGAUCGUGCCAGUCUACGAUCAAGACCCAGUCGACCUCACCGCGGAUGAUAGCUCAUAUGCAGACUCUUGGAAAUGUCCAAUAUGCACCCUAGACAAUCCACCGAACUUUCUAUGUUGCGAUGCGUGUGCAUCAGAGCGUCCUCGCCCCGCCAAUUAUCGGUCCGCUUCUGGUCCUCCCAGCACAACAAGCUCUAGCUCUACAACCACACAAACCAAGAACAAAAGUAUUAUAAAUCGCACAGUUGGGCAAAGGUCUUUUAAGAACCGAAAAAGUGCCGUUGAAUCGCUCUCCGGCCUGGAGAAAAACGCCCAGACGAAGCCGCUGGGUUGGCUAUGCAAUUCCUGCAGUAGCUUUAUGGAGACAGAGUGGUGGACAUGCUCAAAUUGCGGUAGGAUGAAGGAUGCAUCAUAA